Molecule: messenger RNA, 5069 nt
Organism: Lineus longissimus
Lineage: Eukaryota; Metazoa; Nemertea; Pilidiophora; Heteronemertea; Lineidae
Product: N-acylethanolamine-hydrolyzing acid amidase-like
Exons: 9
Coding region: 1-1206 (401 amino acids)
Biological process (GO): fatty acid metabolic process
Cellular component (GO): lysosome
Molecular function (GO): fatty acid amide hydrolase activity
Source: RefSeq, a predicted model, not a curated record
AUGGCGACCAACAUUUUACUGUUUUGUUUUGCAAUUUUCUCUGCAUUUCUCGUCAUUUAUUGCCAAAAUCAUGAGAGAACAUUGGCACCAAAGUUUUCAGUCAACCUGGAUUUGCCUCCUGAAGAUCGGUGGACCCAUGUCGUCGAGGUUUACAAGUCACAUAUACCGAUAAUAAGGAAGAGUUUGGCCAAAUACAUCCCACCAGAACUCAUGCCGUUGGUUGACUUUAUUGCUGACCAGUUUCACCUCUUCCUCCCAGAUGUGUUCACAAGAGAAAUUAAAGGUAUUGCAAAGGCUGCGGGAAUGCCAGCCGGGGAUGUCUUCCUACUUAACUGCUUGUAUGAAAUUACCUCGUUUUGUACCAGUAUCGUAGCACAGGAUUCUCACGGUCAUAUUAUUCAUGGCAGGAAUUUAGACUACGGUAAUGAUCCGGAAGAAACAGAGAUAUUCAAAAAUGCAACAAUUGAAAUAGACUAUCAGAGAAAUGGAAAGACCAUCUACUCUGCAACUACAAUACUUGGUUACACGGGCGUUGUGAAUGGGCAGAGACCUGGAGCAUUUACUGUGUCAUUUGAUGAACGAGAGAAGCAUGCUGGUGCAGCUGGUGCUGUUGAGAACUUCUUCAUGGCCUUUCUGGAUGGUGGAGUGCCAGAUCUAAUGCUCAUGAGAGAGGUUCUAGAAAAUGCCACAUCUUACAAAGAAGCAGUCCAGCAAAUAACGACGCGGAAGUUGAUUGCGGAUGGGUACUACAUCGUGGGCGGGGUCCAACCUGGUGAAGGUGCUGUCAUCACAAGAGAUCGAACAAGAGCGGCUGAUGUGUGGAAUCUUGACGCUGAUAAUUCCAGAUGGUUCUUGGUGGAAACAAAUUAUGAUCAUUGGCUGCCAACUCCUCAACAUGAUGAUAGAAGGUUCCAAGCCAACAAGGUAAUGAAAGGUAUCGGCCAGGCGAAAAUAAAUAAUGAUACAAUGAUGGAAGCCUUGAGCACACUGGAUGUCCUAAAUGGUAACACAGUGGUGACCUCUAUUAUGAGUGCAGCUGAUCCCUCCAUGUAUCGUUCCUGGGUGCGCUAUGAUUCGACUGGAUUGAAGAAAUCUGGCUAUCGUCAUGACACAGCACUGAAAUUCCAACCGUUGUCACAUAAAGUAAAGGAUUGGAAGAGGCUUUACUCUCCUGAGAGGUUCUCCAGGAAAAAGGGAAGAAAGUGACAUGGUUUUCUCAUCACUUAAGCUCACCGCAAACAAGCAAUUUAUAUCACUGCAACCUGCAAUCAGAACUCGUGAAACAAAAAUCUCUCAUCUGUAGUGGUCAUUGCAGGUUGUGAUACGGUUAUUGGUGUGACCUGCUAUCAAUGUCAAAACCAGCGAUUGCCGCUUUUACGUCCCAAAUAAGAGAAUCUUUUAUCACUCAUCGCAGCGAUAAUUGUUGCAGCAACAAAAAUAGCUUGUUUGAGGGGACUUUGGUAGGUCCCUUUUUGAUUCUCCUGUUUGACUCGUAACCAUCCAAGAAAAUCUGUGAUAAGAUACAGUAGUGUGAAAAAAUAUUAGAACACCCAACAAAGUUAGGAUAUUUCCUAUUCUCUGCCUUAAAAAACAGACUGGCUCACCUUAAGCUUUACCUAAUGACUUAUGAAUGUUGUGCACAGGAAUUUAAAGAUUUGGAUAAGAUAUCACGAAAACAUCACAAUUUGAAAAUAUCAUAAAAAAGACGUUUUUGAUACUUCAAAUAAUUGGUCCCAAAAUGAUGUCACAUCACUCUAUGGAUCGUUAUAAGAAUUCCCGAAGAAAGAAAUUCGGAAAAUCUCACUUCGCUUCGUGAUAUUACAAAUUAUCAACAUUUUGAUAUAUUUUGAAAGUUUCAAAAUUUGGACAAAAUUUUAAUGAUAUAUCAGGCUCUCAUAAACUAAACAAAGUGACUCCAGGAUAUUAUUUGAUUUGUUAUCCUAGGGGGAGAUCAUAAUUUGAAAAAUUAGCUGAAGAGGUGUCAGAUAACUCGUGAUAUUUUCAAAAUGAAAGGAGUUUUUAAGAAUUUUUUGGCAGGAUCUCUUAGAAUUGAUCAUAGAUGACAUUAGUCGUACUUCCACCUAUCAAAUCCCCGUGUCUUUUGCGCUUACACCUAUGAAUUGCCGUGUCUAAAUAGACCCAUUUGUCAAAUCCCCGUGUCUAUUAGCCCCAUCGAGCUCGAUGGGGCUAAUCUGGGGCCUUCUUCACAAAAGUCUCGCUAAGUAUUUGCGAAGCGAAGCGUUUGCGAGACCCAUGCGCAAUCGCUAACUUAGCGAAGCGAGCGUUUCACAAAGGCCUUCGCAAUAUUUCGCUAUGUCUUCGCUGUCCCUCUCUGCUAGCGAAUUCCCUAAAGUUCCGCAGGCGCGAUUACUGAUUACGUGAUCCAUUAACAAUGUCUGAAUGACUCAUACCGAUGCGUGUAUGCAUUGACCGGGAAGCCUUAACACACCUUUCUGGGGAAAGGGUGAGAACCCCGCCUGGAAAAAUUGAAAGGCCCAUUACUAGUACAUUAUAUUGUUCUCGUGCAAAGUAUGUUUUAGGAGGUCUUAGUCUGGGGGAAUCCCAUGGAACUAUUAUAUACCGGUACUUCAAAGUUUCAACAAAAGAAUUGCUUUCAGUCAUGGUAGGGACUUAAUGAAUACGAGUCCAGCCUCCUGACGGCCACAUUCGAUGAUUAAGUCGACCAUUUGAAUAAUGUGUCAGCUUACCAUAUUUGUGGAGGCAAAGCCAUCUCAUUUUCCAUCGUCCGAAUGCGUUCUCGAUCUUCUGCCGAAUUCUUCUGUGGUGGGCAUUGAAUUCGUCCUCCGCCGCAUCUCGUGGGUGACGUACGGGAGUGAUCAACCAAGGAAGCAAUGGGUGGGCACUAUCACCCAAUAAAAAGCCAUUUGGGAGCCCAUCGUUCUGAAAUUUACGAUUUAAUCUACAGUUGUUCCAGAUAAAGGCAUCAUGAGUACCACCUGGCCAUUUUGCCACCAAAUUGGUAAACUUCAAGGUAUGGUCACAUAUGCCUUGCACGUUGAUUGCGUGGGAAUGUUUUCGGCUGACGUAGGCUUCUUCUUGGACCGAGGGAGCCUUUAUUCCAACCAAGCUUCCAUCUGCACAGCCAAGUACAUUUGGUAUGCGGCGGCGCUCUUGAUUAUAGAAACCCUCUUUUACUUCUUGUUGGAGAUGGUGAUCUCGUGGAAAUGUUAUAACUUGCGACGCCUUCCUUUCCAGUGCUGUGGAAACUCUAUAAACAAUUCGUGACACAGAUGCUUGACUAAUGCCAUUGAGGUCCCCACUUACAAACUGCAGAUCUCCCGUUGCAUAAUAACGGAGGGCGCACAUCACCUGUAAACUUGCCGGUAAAGCAUGAGAUCGUUGUGUUGGAUGUUCUACAUCUUCUUUGAUCAAAUCCACAACUUCCAGAAUAACGUGACGUGGCAUACGAAACCUCUUCAUCAAGUCUACGUCAUCGUAAAUGUCCAGCGGAUUUACCCGGUCUCUAAAUAUCCUAUUUCGGCGAAAAUGUCGUUGAUUUUCCUCUUCUAUUGCAAAAAGGAGCGCCAUGUUUUUUUCGUGUGAAUGCUUUGCGAGAGCCCAAAAGCUCUCGCUAAAAUUAUGGAGUUAACGAGGGUUGAGCGACCACACUGCGAUUGCGAAGCGUGAGCAAUGUCUUCAUGAAAUCACCCGCAAUGCGUGCGAGGAGUUUGUGAAGACACUGCGAAUUCGCUAAAUUACCGACGACCUGGCGAAGCGAUUGCGUAGCGAGGCUUUUGUGAUUAGAAAAUUUUGCUAGGCGAGGUGUUUGCGAUUGCGAAGCGUUUGCGAGGCUUUUGUGAAUAAGGCCCCGGGUGCUAAUUUAGACCCAUGUUCAACACAGAUUUUUUGAUAGGAGGAAUCUGAAUAGACACGGCAAUUGCAAGUUCUAAGAUCCGGCGACAGAUGGCGUGGUGUAGUUGCCUCGGUAUUGCGCAUGCGAAAUUCCCCUCCAACGGGAAAGAAACACAGGAGAGCUCCCUACCUACAGCGCACCUGUCGCCGGGGCUAUUAACAUGAUCAACCAUUAUCUAACACCACUGAUAGGUGUAAGUGCGCCCCGGGUUUUUUGACACACGGCGAAGACACGGGUCUUGAAAAAACACGGGGUUUUAUGAAAGGUGGAACUACGACUAUUAGUUUGCGAUGAAUUAUUUGAUGAAUGAGACAGUUGGGUUUGUCAUGAUAUUUACAAAUUGUAAUGUUUUCCUGAUAUUUUGUCUACAUCUUUAAAUCAGCUGGAGGUAAGCCUGUCCAGCAAAGAAAAGAACAGAAUGUUGUGUAGAAGUGAGAAAUAUCCUAACUCUAUGGACUGUUCUGAUAUUUUUGCGCACUACUGUAUGCAUAAUGAUAAUAUUCGUCGCAUGUAAAAAGCUAAAUUCGAAAUAAGAUUUAUCAUCAUCAUUAUCAUCAUCAUCAUCAUCAUCAUCAUCAUCAUCAUCACCAUCAUCGUUUAACAUAUUUCAAAGACUUAACAUCACUUCGGACUGUUGAAUUUACAGCUGCUUUAGUAUCAGUAUUUAUUUUCUAGACAAAGUAUUCUAUUUUAUCAAUUACACUACAGGGUGUAUCAAUAGAAACGGAACAGUUGCUAUUUUCCCCAAUAUUUAAAACUCUAGUUAGAUGUGACAAAGACAUGUAGGUCAUAUUAUGCGUCUGGAUCUCAAUACCUGGAUCGAGUGACAACAAUUUUCCUACCAUCUGGGCAUUACUUAAGAAUUGUAUGCAGUGAAUAAGACACAGAGCAUCAAUUCUGUCCUGGAGUUUUAAGUAUUAGGGAAAAGAGCAACUGUUCCGUUUUAUUUAUACACCCUGUAGAGUUUGUUGGUUAGCAAGUAAAAAAAAUCUAUUGUGUAAUUGUGUUCCAAGACAUUUUUUUGUGAAACGUAAAGAGGGCUGACUUGUCCCGUGCGCGGAUUAGACAUUUUUUUGUGUUGAUUGUGACUUCGUGCUCAAACAAAAUUACUGUUGAUUUGUGUAAAAAGAUUCAUCAUCUAUGUAGCGCCGUCUGGCGUAUGUUGAGGUAAUUAAACGCUUCAUGUCAACUAGAA